AUGAGCGACACCGUUGUUGAACGACGAGGCAACUCCAAAGAUGGCCACAUCCAUGUGAGCCUAAGCACAGCCGAUGAUGCGACUCAAAAUGACCAGAAUGACAUGGCACGUCUGGGGAAGCCCCAGCAAUUCAAGAGGAAUUUUCGAUUCCUCUCCACUCUUGGAUUUACCUGUACCUUGAUGGCAACUUGGGAAUCAAUUUUGCUUACAUCGAACCUGGGUCUGGUCAAUGGCGGCAAGGCCGCUAUGAUAUACAUCUAUAUCGCGACAUUCGUUGGCUUCUUUGCGUCUGUGAUAUCGAUGGCCGAGAUUGCUUCAAUGUCUCCUACCUCUGGUGGCCAAUAUCACUGGGUUAGCGAGUACUCGAACCCAAAAUAUCAAAAGUUCUUGAGCUAUAUGACAGGAUGGCUUUCGGUAUUAGGGUGGCAAGGAGGCUUUGCUAGUAUCUCAUUUCUGUGUGGAACUUUGAUCCAGGGCUUUCUCGUUCUUAAUGAGCCAUCUUACACCUACGAAAGAUGGCAUGGCACUCUUCUUACCUUCGCCAUCGCGCUAUUUGCCACAUUUAUCAACACAUACGCCGCUGGUCAGCUGCCAAGUUUAGAAGGCCUGAUUCUCAUCCUUCAUAUCUGCGGCUUUUUUGCCACGAUGAUUCCUCUUUGGGUAAUGGGCGAGAAAGCGGAUCCAAAAACGGUUUUCACUGAAUUUACCAAUUCUGCUGGAUGGCCAAGUUUAGGGUUGGCCGUUCUUGUUGGUCAAAUCACGCCUAUCUUCUCAUUUUUGGGUCCCGAUGGUGCCACCCAUAUCGCCGAGGAAAUUAAAGAUGCCUCAAGGAUUGUUCCCUGGUGUAUGGUUGCGACAGCCCUCAUCAACGGCACCCUCGGUUUCCUUAUUCUCAUCACCUAUCUCUUUACGAUGGGCGAUAUUGCUACUGUACUCGAACCCAGAAGCGGGUUUUCAUUUGUUUCUGCAUACACGAAUGCCCUUGGAAGUGAGCGUGGCGCCACCGCCCUAGCCUCGCUUAUCCUUGUUCUCGAAGUGUGCAGCGCAAUCAGUAUUCUAGCAACAUGCUCUCGGCAGACAUUUGCCUUCGCCCGUGACAACGCUCUUCCAUUUUCUCGAUGGUUCGCCAAUGUCAACCCCAAAUCAAAGAUCCCAGUCAAUGCCGUCCUUUUCACAACUGUCAUUACACUUCUCUUAUCCCUGAUUAACAUUGGCUCCACAGAAGCCUUUAACGCCAUCGCCUCUCUCACCGUCGGAUCCCUCUAUCUCUCCUACAUAGUCUGCGUUGGGACCUUUAUCACCCGUCGUUUGCGCCCCGAGCCCCUACCGCGAGCACGAUUUAGUCUCGGCAAAUUCGGCAUGCCGAUCAACAUUUUCUCUUUCUUUUAUAUGUGCUUCGCCAUCAUUUUCACAUUUUUUCCUAACCAAAGCAAUGUCACCCCGAUGACAAUGAACUGGUCGAUUUUAGUCUGGGGUGUGGUGAUUAUUUUUGCUGUUAUUCAAUACAUUUUGCAUGGUAGAAAAGUCUACGAGGGCCCGGUUGCAUAUGUUGAAAAGGCGCAAUGA
Ophidiomyces ophidiicola is the source of this 1566-nucleotide messenger RNA. RefSeq lists its product as uncharacterized. The coding region runs from base 1 to 1566 and encodes 521 amino acids. Gene Ontology annotation, molecular function: transmembrane transporter activity. NCBI's taxonomy places the organism in Eukaryota, Fungi, Ascomycota, Eurotiomycetes, Onygenales, Onygenaceae. The transcript is spliced from 7 exons. The record is from RefSeq and is a predicted model, not a curated record. Gene Ontology annotation, biological process: transmembrane transport. Gene Ontology annotation, cellular component: membrane.